Messenger RNA from Orussus abietinus, 1545 nucleotides. It is a transcript of the gene fuss, whose product is annotated as SKI family transcriptional corepressor 2. The transcript is spliced from 6 exons. Gene Ontology annotation, molecular function: SMAD binding; RNA polymerase II cis-regulatory region sequence-specific DNA binding; DNA-binding transcription factor activity, RNA polymerase II-specific. NCBI's taxonomy places the organism in Eukaryota, Metazoa, Arthropoda, Insecta, Hymenoptera, Orussidae. The record is from RefSeq and is a predicted model, not a curated record. Gene Ontology annotation, biological process: negative regulation of transcription by RNA polymerase II; negative regulation of BMP signaling pathway. Gene Ontology annotation, cellular component: transcription regulator complex; nucleus.
AUGGAGGAAUACGCCUAUGCCGGAAGGAAGAGGCGCGUGGUGCAUCUAAGCUUUUAGGAGUUGCAGGUGGGCACGGUUUCUCUCUACGGGAUCCACAUAGUGUCGCUGGUGAUCGAGGACCAGGAGAGGCUCUGUCUGGCCCAGAUCAGCAACACUCUACUCAAGCAAUUCAGUUACAACGAGAUCCACAACCGGAGGGUUGCCCUGGGCAUCACCUGCGUGCAGUGCACCCCGGUGCAGCUGGAAAUUCUGAGAAGAGCAGGGGCAAUGCCGGUGUCCUCGAGACGGUGCGGGAUGAUCACGAGAAGGGAAGCCGAACGACUCUGCAAGUCCUUCCUGGGAGACAAUGCUCCACCCAGACUCCCCGAGGACUUCGCCUUUUCCGUGCACCACGAGUGUUCCUGGGGAUGCAGAGGUGCGUUCCUUCCGGCGCGGUACAACAGCUCGCGCGCCAAGUGCAUAAAGUGCGCCUACUGCGGCUUGUUCUUCUCGCCGAACAAGUUCAUCUUCCACUCGCACAGGACUGGCCUCUCGGACAAAUACGUGCAGCCCGACGCGGCGAACUUCAAUUCCUGGCGUCGGCACAUGAAGUUGUCGGGGAACCCGCCGGACAAAGUGGUGCACGCAUGGGAGGACGUUAAGGCGAUGUUCAACGGGGGGACGCGGAAGAGGCUGCUGUCGAACCCCGGGGUCGGCGGCGCCGGCCCCGCCAAGAGGACGCGCCUCUCCCCCACGGCCCCCGCUUCCGCCCCCUUGCCGCCUCCCCUGGCGACGCCGCCGCAUCCCCGGGUGCCCCCAUUUCCUGAGCUCCCCCUGCCGCUCUCGACCAACAUCGUCGCCGAUUAUUUUUGGCACCAGCACCAACAGGCUGUCGUCGUGGCCGCCUCCAAGGAUCCCGCCUUCCCGUUUCCUUCGUACGCGCUUCCUUGGCUGGCCAAGAGGGGGCCCGUUCUGUUUCCAGGACCCCUGCCCCCGCCGAUAGCGCCGGGGGCGACUGCCCCGGAGACGUUGCUGCCCGCGGCGGCCGCUGCGGUAAACGUCCCGCUUCAUCAGUCGGCCUUCCGGCCGGUUAUCAGGUCUUCGCCGAUUCUGGAGAAUUCUGGACCGGAAGCCCCCUCCAGGGCCUCCGCCCCCGGCAAGGACGGAGACGAGGACGAGGACGAAGACGACUCGGACGACGAGGUCGACAUAGAGACGACCGAGGACGACGUCGCGACGCCGACGCCCAGGCCUCCCCCGGAGGUCGCCAGGGGCACCCGCGAGGACCGACCCGGAGGCGAUUCCCCCCAGUGCUGGAGCCCCCCCAGGGAGACGGAACGAGAGGCUGAAAAGAUCGCGGAAGAGGCUGCGGCCUUGCGCGACGUCAAACCGGAACUUCCGCCUGCAAGAAGUCCGGAAACCUGGCACGGUGGAGCUUUUUAUCGACACCUAAACCUGCUGAAAGGUACGCCCAGUACUUGCAAAAGUACCCCCGACUGUACCGCAUGCCGUCCACGUGGGAUCUUCUACGGGCCGUUGAAUAAUCCUUCGGCACCGACAAAUUAA